Fusarium vanettenii 77-13-4 is the source of this 1437-nucleotide messenger RNA. RefSeq lists its product as uncharacterized. The transcript has a single exon. The coding region runs from base 1 to 1437 and encodes 478 amino acids. Lineage: Eukaryota; Fungi; Ascomycota; Sordariomycetes; Hypocreales; Nectriaceae. The record is from RefSeq and is a predicted model, not a curated record.
AUGCCCGUCACUAUUUAUCCAGCUGAUCACCCAGCUGCGCCACGGCAGAACGAAGGCUCCUCGACAGAAUCGGGUCAAGUCUUCGAACGGGCAUGCCCAGAUGAAUAUAAGAAGGGCCAGAGGAUCAUUCAAUCUUCCUUUGACAAGGCCCACGAGAAUUUAAUCCAUCCCGCGAAAAACAGCUUCGUCAAUGCAGUCUGGGAAGCCUACAACAAUCAUCAUCACCUGUUCAUUCGCCCCGAGGAUGUUUGGUUUUCCAUCCUCACUCAGCUCAGCUUUUACAUCAAUAAGAACGCUGAGAAAUUGAGGUCCCAUUUCGUGCGCCACGAGGGCAAGAAGAAAGUGGCAGUUCGCAUUGAAGGGACUCUCGACUGUGCUGAACUGGCUCGCCUCAUGACCGAGCGAAUAGAGGACCACAUUUUUGACCCCAAGCUGAGGGAAUGGAUCAUGCCCGACGACUUUUCGACUGCCGAGGCACCGGACAAUGUUACGGCUCUGAUUCUCAUGAUGGGAUCGAUGCAGGAAUACUUUUCCUGCACGGCGGACAUAAGCUGUGGUCUUCCGUCGGUGACUCUACUCGGAUACAAGACCGACUGGAACAGGCUUAAAAAGCGCCUUGACAAGAUAGCCGAGUUUGGCGAAGAAGCUGAACUAUUCGCCAAGCUUCUGCGGCCAGUGCUCCACCGUUUUGAUCUCUCGUUCAUGGAUCCCAAGGAUCCCGAUAUCCUAGACUUUUGGGGCAAGAUUGCCCACUGGGAGCAGAAAAGCUCUGGGCCCGAUAGUCUAUCUGGAUGGAUCUCGGCUUUUUGCUUCUGGACGGCUGAGGGGACCUGUCUGUAUUCCAAAGGACUUGACAAAACUAUCCCUGACCCCGAAACAGGUGGGUGGCGUGCGGGUUGCAUUUUGGAUGGUGUACAAUUCCAUCACAUUGACAUUGAAGAAAUCCCAAAGGGUUUCGUGUCGGUGCCUGUCAAACUUGUCGAAAAUUUGACAGAACACAAGACGAGGAUGGUGGCAGCUUCAGUAGGCGUCAAGGCUUGGAGCAGCGGUGAUUUGAUAUCGGCUGCGCUUCCACGUCCUGAAAAGGAGACGAUUACACCAAGGGCGGAAACCCCGGAGGAGACGAUUAUGCCAAGGGCGGAAACCCCGAAGGAGACCGAGAAGAAGAAGGUCAGCAAGGUUGCCCGGCUGAGAGAGUUUGUCUUGAGGCUCAUUACUCUUCCGGGACGAGAUGCCGGGGUUUCAACGUCGAAAGAAUCCCCUGACAAUGUGACGGUAGCCAAUGAGCCACAGGCGACGACGGUCGAUGAACCACCGCAAGCGCCAGACACAGUUUCAAAGCCUGAGGUUUCUCAAGAAGAUUCGAAAGCUAAACUCGACUCCUUUCAGCCAGUCUCGGGGUGGUGGAUGUAUGAACUCAAAGACGGACAAGAAUAG